Phyllopteryx taeniolatus (common seadragon) is the source of this 1443-nucleotide messenger RNA. Its product is annotated as filaggrin-like. Lineage: Eukaryota; Metazoa; Chordata; Actinopteri; Syngnathiformes; Syngnathidae. The record is from RefSeq and is a predicted model, not a curated record. Bases 65 to 1303 code for a protein of 412 amino acids. The transcript is spliced from 4 exons.
GUCACUUCUAACCUGUUAUAAAAACUCAUCAAGUCUCACUGUUUUGACAACUGUUCCUCAAGCAAUGGCUACCUUUUGGCUUGUGGUUGUACUGGCACAUGCUGUCUUGAUUGAUGAAGGGUUUUCUUUUCCAGCUGGCUCUACACAAGCUCAAUCUGAUACUGAGCUGAUGAAAAUGCCAGAUGUGUCUCCUGAAGAUCUUUCACUUAAGAGUGUUUUAGAACUUCUCCAGUCUUUGGAUUCUGUGUUGGUGCUACAUGCCAAAGAAGGUCUCCUGGCAGCAAAAGAAGUGGAAAUUGCUGUUGGCGUGGGAAAGGUUUCACUGGACAAACUCGACGGGCUCCAAACAAAGUUGGGCAGUCCUCACAAUGUGACGAAGAAUCUCCAGCAUGAUAUGAGAAAUGACCAUAAUGUGGAUCACAAUGUGAGCAACAGCCAUCAGCAGGAAAACAUGAGCUACAACCAAAAGAGUGACUCGAGUGACAAGGUGAGUCAUGGCCACCAGGACUAUACCUUGAGCAAAAACAUGAGCAGCAAGGGCCACCAGGAUGACUCUUUUAGCCACAACAUGAGCAGCAAGGGCUACCAGGAUGACUCGGACUACCAGAACGAUGCCGUUAGUCACAAGAAUGAUAACAUGAGCAGCAAGGGCCACCAGGACUAUGCCUUGAGCCACGAUCAGAUGAGCCAAAACCUGAGCAAGGGUCACCAGGAUGACACUUUUAGCCACAACCUUAGCAGCAAGGGCCACCAGGACUAUGCCUUGAGCCACGACCAGAUGAGCCAAAACAUGAGCAAGGGUCACCAGGAUGACUCCUUUAGCCACAACAUGAGCAGCAAGAACUACCAGAACGAUGCCUAUAGUCACAAGAAUGAUAACAUGAGCAGCAAGGGCCACCAGGACUAUGCCUUGAGCCAAAACAUGAGCAAGGGUCACCAGGAUGACUCCUUUAGCCACAGCAAGGGCUACCAGGAUGACUCAGACUACCAGAAUGAUGCCAUGAGCACAAGGUGCCACCAGGCCUAUCCCUUGAGCCACGACCAGAUGAGCCAAAACAUGAGCAAGGGUCACCAGGAUGACUCCUUUAGCCGCAGCAAGGGCUACCAGGAUGACUCAGACUACCAGAAUGAUGCCAUGAGCACAAGGUGCCACCAGGACUAUCCCUUGAGCCACGACCAGAUGAGCCAAAACAUGAGCAAGGGUCACCAGGAUGACUCCUUUAGCCACAACAUGAGCAGCAAGAACUACCAGAACGAUGACUUUAUUCACAAGAAUGAUAACAUGAGCAGUAAGGGCCACUAGAGGGACCAACUACCUGAAUGGGCCAUGAUGACUUGACAGAUGGUGUAUAGGUUAUUUGUAUGUGGUUUCAUUGCAUUAUUGAAGGCAUAGAAGUGCUCUAAAAUGUUCAUGUAUUUACUAAAUAAAACUCUUUACCUUGA